This is a messenger RNA of Moneuplotes crassus, 2748 nucleotides long. NCBI's taxonomy places the organism in Eukaryota, Ciliophora, Spirotrichea, Euplotida, Euplotidae. The record is from the annotation of a GenBank genome assembly.
AGAACAGCUGUACAAGUUUUGAGCAUAAUUUGUACAAUGACCAAGUUUAUCAUAAUCGACAAGAAGAUAUGAAUCAGACGGCACAUGUAGAGUCUAAAAGGCAAGCAGCAGAAAUAGAGGAGGAGAAAAAGACUGAAAAUUUGAUUAACCAUCAUCUUGGGGACAAAGAAAAUGAGGCAAAUAAAAAGAAAUUAGAUGAAUGCCCUCCAAGUUUUAAAAGAGCCAAAACUCAUGGCUUUGCAAAUAAAGUGAAGCAACCUGAUUUUAUAGAGAAAAAUAAAGAUCUAAUGGAGGACACUCCUGAUUUAUGUGAAUGUUGAGAUCGACCUACUAAACAAGGCGUCAAAGACUUAUCCAUUUGAAUGGAUACAAGAGAGCUAGAUUUUCUUGGAAGUGGGUUCCCUCUAUAUUACCACUUCAAGAAGUUCACCUUCAUAAUUUAUCUGUUAAUGGCUCUUUGAGUUGGGAUUCCUUGUCUGAUCAUUAAUCUGAACCAAGAUGGCAAGAAACAAUGGGACCCUAACUCUUCAUAUAUUGUUUCAACAACUAUAGGAAACAAUGGGAAUGAGCCUGACAACUACAUUGAAUGGAGAGUGCAAGUGCAGGCUAUCUUAAAUUUUUUGUUCAUUUUUGUGAUUGGUAUUGCAAGCAUUUUCUUAAGAAAAAGUCAGAAUACUAUUAUUAGAGAAGUUGAUGAGCAAAACAUCACUCCUUCAGAUUUUGGCAUUAUGAUUAGUAACAUUCCGAAAGACAAGAGACCUGAUGAACUAAGAAAAUGGCUUGAAGCUAAAGUCCCAGGCAUUGAAAUUGUGUACGUCAACUAUUGCUAUGACAUUACUGAAUUGGUUGAAGUCACCAGAAAGCACACUUCAAUGGUGCAAAUCAAGGCCUACCUUGAAGCCUAUAAGAAAAGGAGACUUGAGGAAGAAGGGAACAUUAACGAAGAAGAAGCUAUAAAAAAAGGUGUUCAGCUGAGUCCGCCUGCUUCAAAGUUUUGCAUAUGAAUCAACAAGUCAUAUCCAAGUAUUAAUGAGCUAAACAUCAAGAUCAAAAAUACAGAAAAGAAGCAAGAGAGAAUCAUGGCUUCAAUGGAAAGAAUUUGUCAUUCUCAUGAGUUCUGAGGAACUGCAUUUGUUGUAGUCAACAAACAAAGUCAUGCUGAAAGAAUUGUUAAAUACUUUGAUAGCACUCUAUUGAUGAGAGGACUUACAUGGAUUAUUUACAAUGUGCUUAGAUUGAAAAACUCAAACAUUCACAAUAGAUACUGGGAUGGAAAUCUUAUCUAUGCUGAAAGAGCAGUCGAGCCAGGAGAUAUUUACUGGGAAAACCUUAGCGUUUCUUCUAGAACCAGAUUCAAAUAAAAUUCUAUGGACAUCAUUUAUUGCUUUAGUUUGUUUAGGAGUUGCCUUUGGAGUCAAUCUUGGUAUUAGAGGUAUCAAGAAAUCCAUCGACGGAAGUCACAAAGAGAGUUUGGCAGAAGAAUACUUUAUUAGAGGCCUUUCCAUCACUGUUUCAUUCUUGAUUGCUGCAAUCAACAUAUUUCUAGGAAGAGUUAUUAGAAUGCUCACGUCUUAUGAGCACCAUGAAACUUACACAAAGUACCAUCUCUCUGUGGCUUUUAAGCUUACAAUUGCAAUGUUCAUUAAUACAGGUGUCAUUCCAUUGUUUGUCAAUUUUGGAAGAGCAAACUGGUUCGAUUCAGGAGGCCUUAUGGUAGAUGUGUUCUACAUUGUAAUUACUAUCUCGCUGAUCAGUCCGUUCUCCUACUUGUUUGACCCUGCUUAUUUGAUAAGGCUGUGUAAAAGAUGGAAUGAAGAAAGAAAGGGAGAAAAGUCUAAACUCACUCAAAGACAAGCAAAUGAACUUUUUGAAGGGUCUCCACUUGAUAUGGCUCAAAGAUACUCAAAUACAAUGCUUUUAUUCUGUAUGGCAGUCUUUUAUGUAUUUCCAAUGCCUAUAAUUUCGGUUAUUUCUCUUCUUGGAGCUCUAUUCCAAUACUGGCUUGAUAAAUAUUUAUUACUUAGAAGACAUAAAGUGCCUGAACCAUUCGGAGAAACAAUGGCUCAAAUUUUCAGCAACAUGAUUCCUUUCUUCUGUUUAUUAUACGGGACUUCUCUUUACAUAUUCAGCACAGUGCUCUCUGAGGGGAAAGGAUGGAUUGGACUUGCUGCUUUUGUGCUGACUUCGUUAUACAUGAUUAUUCCUUUCAGACAGAUUCUAAAUUGCCUUAAAAAAGAUAUCCACAGGAAUGAUGAGUACGAGUACAAAGAAGAAAGAAUUGAUUUCCCAACUGAUUAUGGCCGCUCAAAUCCUAUAACUAGUAAAGCUGCAAACAUUUAUCACCAAAGACUAUGUGAUGCAAUGUCCACCAAAGUUAAUAAUAAGUCUAAAGUUGAUGAAGAUGAAGAUAGUUUAGAAGGAGUCUUGAACUAUGGAAGACAAGCAACAAGUUUGGAAGGAAAAGUUUUCAAUAAAUUUCAGCAUUUUGAAAUGCUGGUUGGUCCUUUGAGCAAAGAUUACUUAUUGCAAAGAAAAAGGACUCAACAUUAUAGAGAUUUUGAGAAAGACCCUAACAAUGAGAAUUCAAAUAAUAGUAACAGGAAAAACCAGAUAAUAAAUAAACCUUUACAUAAAUGCCAUACUACCCUUCACCCAACCCACCUAAAUUUCAUGACUCAUAAAGAAACCACCAACAAUCAAAAUAAACCAGAAAGUCAUAAUUCCAUUCAAAAUGAAGAAGACCCCUAA